AUGACAACAAACGCUGAAUAUCCAACAACAUCAGAUGAGGAAGAUUCGUUAGAAGAAGAAAAAACAGUGAGUGGAUCGACUCGAAGGGGCGAAUUUCAAGGUCGAAUUUUCAAAUGGACAAACUAUUUACAUGGUUGGCAAGAACGAUAUCUCAUCUUAAGACAAGGAUUUUUAAAUUAUUAUAAAAACGAGUACGAUUCGACACUGGGCUGUCGUGGUGCUCUCGCUGUUCGACAAGUUAUAACUCAGGUAGAUGAGUUCAUUUCGAUAUUCACAUUCGAUCAUAUUGAUUUUUCCAGCCACAUGAAUUUGACGACUGUCGUUUCGNGGACAAACUCUUUACAUGGUUGGCAAGAACGAUAUCUCAUCUUAAGACAAGGAUUUUUAAAUUAUUAUAAAAACGAGUACGAUUCGACACUGGGCUGUCGUGGUGCUCUCGCUGUUCGACAAGUUAUAACUCAGCCACAUGAAUUUGACGACUGUCGUUUCGAUAUACGCGUUGGUGAUUCGGUGUGGUACCUUCGUGCUCAUAGUACAGAAGAUCGCGAACGAUGGAUGCAGGUGCUAGAAGAACAUAAACAACUGUGUAAAAGCGAAUCGGAUUACGGAGGUGAAACAAAUCUAAGACGACAUCCAAGUAUCGGAUCGUUAGCGUCAGCAGCAAGCGCCAGUGUCGCUUCGACCGGUUCUUUUCGGAGAGAUCGUAAUUUAAAAGAGAAGUUACAUGAAUUAGAAACAUUCCGAGAGCUACUUGGACAACAAGUUCAGACUUUACAAACAUAUUUUGAUGCAUGUGCAAAUUCAGUAACUAAAGGAUUUGAGCCAUACCAAAAAGAAUAUGAGAAUGCCCAUGACUUAGAUUUUGAAGAUUCAGUAGACAAAAACCAUGCUACACCAACUCUAACUAAUGAACCUGGAAAAAGUGCAAUACCAAAAUCAAAGAUCGAAGGUUUCGCACUAGACGAUCAUGCAGCUAUGUCAAUCGAUUUCAAAGGAGAAGCUUUGACAUUCAAAGCAACUACCGAUGGUGUUAUACAUAAUCUUACUAUUUGUAUUGAACUGAUGCAAAAGCGAGAAGAUAUAUGGAGAAAGAAAUAUGAAAAAGAAUUAGAACGACGAAGGAAAUUUCAAGAUUUGUAUGGUAAAAUAAUCAAGCAAAACAUUCCCGCACUUGGCUCGCCGGAUGCCGAAGAAGGUCCACAUAGUACAUUGAAAGAAGAUGAAUUUUAUGAUGCUAUCGAUCAAUCCCUGGAUCGUAUUGAUCGUGAAACCGACGACCUUUACCGUUCAAAAGCGAAACAUUUUACAAUGAAAUCGUUUAAAAAAACUUUUCAUAUUCCGCCAUCCUAUGCAUUUACAGCUGGCUGUUCAAACCCAACAACAGUUAUAUCUUUAGCACCAUUUGUUUCCUCUUGUGCAUCUCCAUUAAACUAUGUUGGUGGUUUACGACCGUAUUAUCAACAAAGAAAAUUCCUUAUCACACCAAAUCCACCAUCUCGAUCCUCUUCUCCGGCAGUCUCAACUGUUGGAAUUCACAGUACAGAUGAUGAUCAGUACGAAACACCACCGUCAUCAGUAGAUAGUGGUGACGAAACCAGUGAAAUGAAUCCAUUUGAAGUUCUAGCUAAAAAAGAAAAUUUCAAUCAGGCAAAAUCAUCAUCGAGUGAUCGUUCACGAACGACAGCAAUCAAGUCAAAAAGUUCCACAAAUGCCACAGCUGUGUCGGCAACAGGCAACCAUAAGGCACUUGUCAGUGAAAAACAUCGAUUAAGUGCUGAAAUCGAGCGAGUUGUUCAAGGACAUUUAAAAUACAAAUACGAAGACGUUAGUGAUGGCUGGGAUUUAAUACAUCAGGAAGGUGAGAUGAAAGUUUAUCGACGUGAAGUAGAAGAAAAUGGUCUUGUUCUCGAUCCAAUGAAGAUAUUCCAUACGAUCAAAGGAGUAACUGGUCAUGAAAUCUGUCAUUAUUUCUGGGAGUUUCAAUAUCGAAUGGAAUGGGAAACUACGCUUGAUUCAACGAAGAUUAUUGAAGUCUUAGAUCCUCAAACAGUUGUCUUUUAUCAAGUACAUAAACGUGUAUGGCCAGCUGCUCAACGCGAUUCAUGUUUUUGGUCACAUAUCCGCUCAUUUACAAGUUCGGAUGAAGAUCAGCCAACAUGGCUUGUAGUCAACUACACAACUCCACAUCUCCUCGCACCUAUCAAAUCACCUCAAGUUCGUAUCGUUGCCAAUGUUGCUUUAAUCUGCGAAACAGUCAUUAACGAACCACCACUAAAUCCCAAAGACAUCAAACGAGAAAAUAUCGAAUGUAAACUGACCUAUGUUGCAUUUGUAAACCCUGGUGGCUGGGUGCCCAGUGCAGCAUUGCGCAGUGUAGCAAAACGUGAAUAUCCUCGAUUUCUGAAACGUUUCUCAAGUUAUGUUCUUGAGCAGACACGUGACAAACCAAUUCUAUUUUAA
This is a messenger RNA of Adineta ricciae, 2460 nucleotides long. The record is from the annotation of a GenBank genome assembly. NCBI's taxonomy places the organism in Eukaryota, Metazoa, Rotifera, Eurotatoria, Adinetida, Adinetidae.